UCUUUGUUUUUGGUUUACAAAUAAUUUAAUAAUUUAAAUAUGAAAUGCUAAAAUAUUGUCUUUCAGAACCAUCUAAUGCUUAAAUUGUGGCAGAGUGCAAAUAUGGUCCUAGUAUUGAUAAAAGCUGGAAAUGAUCAGAAAAUUCUUGAAAGAUACAGUUUAGCGAAUUGGCUCAAAAACUAACUAAAUGGCUCUUGGAUUAGAUCUGAGGUAGCUAGUAUCAAUCUUAAUUAGUUUCUUCUCAUUUGAAUAAACUUAUGAAUGAUGUCAUUCUGCAGGCUAAUCCUUUUAAAUGUCCUCAAGUUAAUUAUCAUUGUAAUUAUUAUAUAUGAUUGUUAUUGUCCAAAGAGCAUAAUUAGCCAUUAAGAAAAGCUUAUGCUAACCACCAAGUCACCAACCAGGGUUUGAGUGUGACAUUGGAAGAUUUUUUAAAUUCUUGUUGAGAAGAUGAUGCUUGUAUACUUUAAAGGAAGUGGAUCUAGCUUAUUACCAUUAAUUCCAAUCUCCAUUUCUAAAUUAUUACGUAAGCUUUUUUUUUUUUUUUAUUAAUCUUACUCCACCUAAACUUUCCACUCGAUACCUUAUUAAUAGUUGAUGUAAUUUCUUUUUUUGGUAAAAGAAUGAUACUAUAUCAUUAAUAAUUAUCUAGGAAGUAGUUUCGAGUUCGAGUCAUGUAUAUGAGUACUUAAAAUAUACAUUUAGAUUUAAUUGAAUUUAUUGAAUUUUAAAUAUUAUAUGAUUUAUACUUAAAAAAAAUCAACAUGGACGAAUAUUAUUUAUCUGACAAAAACAGGAAUAUGUUCUGUUAGUUUUGGUUUGAGGUAAGUAGCUAUGUACAAGUGUAGACCAUUUACUAGUACAACAAAUAUAGGGCAAAUCCCUUCUAAUCUCGUACUAACAAAUCAGAUGGUAGAAAAAUCCUGCAAAUCCUGCGUGCAUAAGCCUACACAGCUUACACCUUUUCCUCCACAAAAUCUCUUUUUUUCCGAGUCAGAGAAUUCACAUGUUCGCGGUGUAUUUACCCAUCUAACCAAUUAAUAAUAAAUUUUAAAAUACUAAUGUAUCUCACUACGAAAAGUUCUGAAUUUCAAUAUAAAAUAUAAUUUCAUUUCCAAUUUAUUGCAGCUAAGAAUUUUCAGCUUCCACCCGAGAACGCUCCCUCGAGCAACACUCUCGCAUACCCUCAUGUUAUGCGGCAAGAUCCCAUUGGUUGAUUAGCUUAAGGUGCGGUGCCUUCCACAGAAAUACAAAGAAGCCACUCACCUACACUUUACCAACCAAUUAAGCUUGGACGGUACUUCUCCCCUUGAAAUUCACAAGUAACUUUGAUGCUAAAAAAAUCCACAACCCAUUAAGGUCAACAAAUCAUCCUCUCCAUUUUCCAAUGUACCAAAGCCAAACCAAGAGUUCCCAAAUGCCCAUAAAAGAAUAAAGCAAUAUAAGCCAACCAGAGAGAGAGAGAGAGAGAGAUCGACUUCCAAUUUCCAAGUGAACUACUCCAAUUCAACAACAUGGGUUCUGUUGGGAACCAGAAUCCUUGGGUAACCUAUGAUACUUAUAAAGAUUGUUCCCAGCAAAUUUGCAGCAUUUAUUGUCCCCAGUGGUGCUACUUAAUUUUCCCUCCUCCUCCUCCUUUUGCCCUUGCUGAAGAUGAUUCUGGAACUGAUUUCUCCCCUCUCAUUAUAGCAGUCAUUGGUAUCUUGGCAAGUGCUUUCAUCCUGGUGAGCUACUAUACUCUCAUUUCCAAGUACUGCAGGCGAGGAGCCCACGCUGAUAAUAGCUUGGAAUUGGGGGAAGAUCAUGCGCAGAUCUCUAAUGAAGCCUGCCAAGGCCCUGCUGGUGGAUUGGAUGAGUCUGUUAUCAAGAAUAUUACUGUUUGUAAAUUCAAGAAAGGUGAUGGGUUCGUUGAAGGCUCUGAUUGCUCUGUUUGUUUAAGUGAAUUUCAAGAAAAUGAGAACUUGAGAUUAUUGCCCAAGUGUAACCACGCUUUUCAUCUCCCUUGUAUUGAUACUUGGCUGAAAUCUCAUGCUAGUUGUCCUCUCUGCCGUGCCAAUAUCCUACCUUGCCAACCACCACCACCGCCAUCACCACCGCCGCAAACUCAGGAAACUCCGGUGAACACUGUCGUGUCUACCCUUGAGAACCACUAUAGGAAUAAUGAUGCUGUUAUUGUGAUUCAAGAUUUACAGGUGGGUGGAGAUGAAGAGACUGUGAUUAGUUCUGUUAUCAGUGGUGAUAAUAUCUUACCAAAGCCCGAGAUUCAGGAUCUUGGAUUGAGCGCUCAGAACAUGGAACGAGAAAGUGAAAAUAAUAUUGAAAUUAGAGAGGAAGCCAUGGAAGUUAUCCAACAAAUUAGAAGGUCGGUUUCUUUGAAUUCUUCUCUCUGCCAUACUCAUGUUUCGAUUGCUGACAUACUUCAAUUGAGCGAAGAUGAAGAUGGUGAUCACAGAAUGAGAGAUUUAGAGAAGAAUAGAAUUGGGAUUUUGAAUUUGGUUAGAAGUCCUCUUGCACUUAGAAGAUCAACUUCAACAGGAAGAUUCAUGUUCACAAGGUAUGAGAAAGGCAGGAGUUCUAUGAUUCCUAAUUGAUCAGAGUAGUUUUCUUUUUUUUUUUUUUUGAAAAUUUUUAUUUUUCUGAUCUAAUGUAUAAACCCAUUAUUUCCUUUUUAAUGUGUAGCAUAAAAAACACACCAUUAUAGAGAAUUAGAGAUCCUGAAUAUAAAAUCUGACAGUGGAGAUGAAGUAUUUGAUCAAUGUGUUACA
This is a messenger RNA of Manihot esculenta (cassava), 2762 nucleotides long. RefSeq names its product RING-H2 finger protein ATL52. The transcript has a single exon. Gene Ontology annotation, molecular function: transferase activity. Bases 1512 to 2588 code for a protein of 358 amino acids. NCBI's taxonomy places the organism in Eukaryota, Viridiplantae, Streptophyta, Magnoliopsida, Malpighiales, Euphorbiaceae. The record is from RefSeq and is a predicted model, not a curated record. Gene Ontology annotation, biological process: protein ubiquitination.